Molecule: messenger RNA, 786 nt
Organism: Sycon ciliatum
Lineage: Eukaryota; Metazoa; Porifera; Calcarea; Leucosolenida; Sycettidae
Product: cytochrome b-c1 complex subunit 6, mitochondrial-like
Exons: 3
Coding region: 93-473 (126 amino acids)
Biological process (GO): mitochondrial electron transport, ubiquinol to cytochrome c
Source: RefSeq, a predicted model, not a curated record
AGGCGCAAGGCAGAUCAAACAAGCAACAAGUAACUUUUGCGCUCGGCUGUGUUGCUGGGUUCGUGCACAGUGUGUUUGUGAAGAUCACGAAGAUGGCGGCGACAGGUGAAGAAGUUCGUGCCGAGGAGGCUUCUGCCGCGGAGGAGGAGGAAGUCGUAGUUGUGGAAUCAGAGGACGAAGAGGAUGAUGUUCAAGAAGAGGGUGAUGAGGGAGACGAUGAUGCCGAACAGGAGGGCGACGAUGACGAGGAAGACGAGGAGGAUGAGGAGGACCCUGUAGACCCUCUGGAUACUGUUAAGGAGAGGUGUGGUCGCACUGCUCUAUGCAGUAGAAUGAAGGCCCGAUAUGACGAUUGUGCCGAGCGAGUCAGCAGUAAAACAAAUACGUCGGAGUCCUGCAAAGAGGAGUUUUUGGAUUUCGUGGAAAGCGUAGAUAAUUGUGCCGCUCGCUAUAUUUUUAGUCACCUCAAGUAGGUGCAGUUGAUAUCAUAGUGGAAUUCGUCUUUCCUGUGCUAGUAGUACCCUGUACGUGCCCAUGUGCUUCCUUUGCUGAUAAGUCUGCUGUGCAUCUUCAAACGCUAAUAAAUUAUUUGUGCUAUGAAAACAAUCAAAUAUUCUCAUUCCAGUUGUCUGAAUUUCUGGUCUCUCCCAACAUCACGCCCAAGAGAUCGAAGAUUACCACAUCAUAAUUUCCUUAGGUUUAGCUGAUUUUGCAAAUUUUGUGAACAAUGCCAUUUUCCACUUUACGAAUCUUCAGAGCACUAUUAUGGUGUUGCGUAAUCUUCGA